GAAGGGAGUCCAAAUUGUUCUAGGAGAUAGGUGAACUAGCGUUCUGUCCUCUACCAUGAACGAGACCGGACACUGACUGAGGUGAGGAGCUGUGUUAUAUAGGGAGUAGAGUGGCUGAUUAUGUGCAGGUGUGCUAUGGGUGACAGGUGCUGGGAAUCAAUAAUCAGGUGAGGGAGUGCAGAGUGACGGGGAAAGAACAAGACAGACUGUGACACUUUCUGCCUCUGACUGUCAUUGUUGUCUGUAUUUCCAACAUCAUAUCUCCAAACUGUUGUAUUUAAAGGAGCCGUGUGUAGGAUUUAGUCACAUCUAGCAGUGAAAUUACAGUUUGCAACCUUUAAAUACCGCUCGCCUCACCCUCCCCUUCCAAGCUUGUAGGAGAAACUACGGUGGCCACAAAACUUGCAAAAAACGUGAAUGUCCCUAUCUAGAGCCAGUGUUUGGUUUGUCUGUUCUGGGCUACUGUAGAAACAUGGUGAUGCAACAUGGCAGCCUCCAUGGAAGGGGACCUGCUUCCGCUGAUAUAAACGGUGUAUUCUAAGGACCGUACGUGAUAGAUGUUUCAAGAAGAGCCUGCCUUCAAGGACACUGAGGUGUUAUCGGUGCAGAUGUGUGAUGUGGUGAACGAGAUCGAGCUGGAGAAAGAGCGCUGUGAGAAUAGCACCUUUGGGAACGUCACUUCAGGUUGCCAAGGCAUGUGGGAUAUCAUCGCCUGUUGGCCUUCAGCCAGCAUCGGAGAGGUGGUUACAAUAACCUGCCCCACUUACUUCAGUUACUUCAGUGACCAGCACAAAGGUAACCUCUCCAAAACCUGCACAGCAGACGGCUGGACUGAGAUGCAUCCUUUUGACAUCGCCGUAAACUGUGGAUACAAUCUUAACAGCACUAGUGAUGAUGGCAAGUUUUUCUGGCAAGUGAAGAUUGGCUACACCAUUGGCCACAGUGUGUCCCUCAUAUCUCUUACCACAGCUAUUGUGAUCCUCUGCAUCUUCAGGAAGCUCCACUGCACAAGGAACUACAUCCACAUGCAUCUGUUUGUGUCAUUUAUCCUAAAAGCCAUCGCUGUGUUCAUCAAGGAUGUUGUCCUCUACGAGGUCGGGGAGGUGGACAACUGCUCCUCAGGCACUGUUGGCUGCAAAGUAGUGAUUGUGUUCUUCCAAUACUGUAUAAUGGCCAGUUUCUUCUGGCUGCUGGUGGAAGGCCUUUAUCUUCAUGCAUUGUUGGCUGUCUCUUUCUUCUCCGAGAGGAAGUACUUCUGGGCUUACAUCCUGAUCGGCUGGGGAGGUCCGACAGUUUUCAUCACAGCUUGGAGCAUCGCUAAAGCCUACUAUAACGAUGUGGGGUGCUGGGAUAUAAUCGAGAACACUGAUGUGUUCUGGUGGAUCAUUAAAACCCCUAUUUUGUGCUCAAUCCUGAUGAACUUUAUUCUAUUCAUCUGCAUCAUACGAAUACUUCGCCAGAAAAUCAACUGCCCUGAUAUUGGAAGAAAUGAGUCUAACCAGUACUCGAGACUGGCGAAAUCGACGCUGCUUUUGAUUCCUCUGUUUGGGAUCAAUUUUAUCGUGUUUGCAUUCAUCCCAGAGCAAGUGAAGACUGAACUACGGCUAGUUUUUGACUUGAUUCUUGGGUCAUUUCAGGGUCCAAAGUCAGGAUUUGGCAUCCUGUCAGCCCUACCCCUCACAGAAAACUAUGGGCUUUGUGGUCGCAGUCCUUUACUGCUUCCUCAACGGAGAGGUCCAAGGAGAGAUCAAGAGGAAGUGGCGGAGGUGGCACCUGCAGAGAUACAUGGGUUCAGACACCAAAUACCAACAUCCGUCUAUUGGCAGCAGCAACAACUUCAGCACCCAGAUCACCAUGUUAACACGAUGCAGCCCGAAAACACACCGGGGUUCAUCCUCCUGUCACGACGAUCUGUCCAGCAUAUGACUCACACAAACAGUGAGACAGACUUACAUGCUGUAAAAAACACUCUCAUGCCAAACAUUAGGCAGAAAAGACACAGCAUAUGUAAGCUCUACAAUAAAAAAAUAUACACUCCUUCAUUAGCACAUGCCCUCUUGGAGGAUGUGUAGCUUGAGUAUGACGUGGACAAAGGAAAAUGACAAGUGGACAAAACAAAAAAAUAUAAGAAAAUAGUGUGACCAUAAUCAGCUUCUAAGCAGCUUUUAACCGCCACGGUUCUUUAAAAUAAUAAUAAAUAAAAAUAAUUUCAAAAUAGGUGACAAAGAUACAAGUGCUUUGCUUCACAAGCACAGCUUCAGCACAUUUGAAUGAGAACCAUUCACUUUUUGUCUUUGUAUUUCAAGAUUCAGUGCAUAUGUAUGGGCGAAUUUGUCAUUUCAUUAUGGACCAUUGGUCAGUCGUUAUUAAGCUCACUUUGUGCUCAGAUGCUGGGCAAUGCAAAAUGUCACAUAUUAAUAAUCUGAUGUAAUUAUGCGCUGGUUAAAAAUCACUUAGUGGAUUCCUGCAGCUCCAAAUGAGCAAGGCUGGUGCAAAGACGUUAGAAGAAAAGGAGCUGAUGGUUUUUUUAACAGGAAAUCCCAUUAUUGGUAUUGUUACAGUGUGUGCAGCGACAUCACAGGCAAACAAAAGUACCAGAAAUACAUUAUGGGGGUGUGUUUGAGUGCUGAAUGUGAGUUGUGAUGGAAAAUAAAGCAUAUUUUAGGCAACAGAAAAGAAUGUAAAAGAAGACAGUAAAACAAUGAGCAACAUUUUGUUUACCUCACUAUGUAGGAAGACAGAACAGGAAAAACUGAAACUUUAUUUCCAUUAAUGCCAAAUGGAUGAGGCUUCAGACCGGGUGACCAGUGUGAUGCUGAUUCACAAUGAUGGCUUUGGAGUACAAAUGCCCUUCUCUGCACUAUCACUCUCAUGAGAGACUGAUUGCCCUUUGCCUUCCCUUUUAUCAGUACAGCCUUCCCUCUUGUUUUGUUUGAUUCUGAGCCUGUGAUAGGGUUGAUGUUUUUUACUAUUUGAGGCACUCUGGCAGUUUUGUCCUAGUUACUGACGAGUGCCUGGUUUCAGUGUUUUGAAGUGACACUUUCAAUCAGAUCUUUGCUGGCUGUCGAGCUGCACAGCAACUCUGGAGAGGAAAUGCCUUUAAGCAAUUCAGUCCUUGAAUGUUUGGAAGGAGUCAUUUAACAUUGUACAGACAAGUAUACAGUGUAAAGAAAAUUAAUUGCUAUGGAUUGUUGUGCCAUAGCAAUUGUAUUGUGGCUAUGAUAUCAGUAAUGUAUCACUGUAAUUGUUGUUUGUUACGCUAUUGCAACUUGUGGGAUUUAAAGCCCCGCCAGGAACAUACAAUUCUCUUGUACGAGCUUGUUUAUGUAACAGUCUGUGGCGCAAUGUUAAGCAUAACAGCUAAAUAAAAGGCACUGCAUUACACAGUCCUCAGACAUGUCCAGAGAAGCUUUCUGAGAUAGAUAGAUAGAUAGAUAGAUAGAUAGAUAGAUAGAUAGAUAGAUAAGAAAACUUUGUCUGUCACAAAGUAAGAGAAAUUUUCCUUUGACAAGGCUCAACAAAACAAAAAAAUUCACAUUUAAAACAUUUAAAAACACAUUUGGUGUGUCUUUGGUAGACUGACUGAAGGUUGAACUCCUAAAUCCUCCAUUGUGAAAAAUAUGUCCUGAAUUCUCCAUCGACUUGUCAGGUUUAAACUUCUCCACUGGAGGAGUUUGGACCUGACAAGUCAGUAGAGACUAUUCGAGCCGGUAUGUAAAGCAAAGCAAGGUGACAAGGAUGACUGGCCCUGUCACAACAAUGCUAUCAUUGUGCUUUUCAGCUUACAAGGUUAGACUUGAAAGUCACUUGCAUGUCCGUGUAACAUCAAGAAGGUCCAGCUUUACCUGGAAAAAAAACAUCAUCUCACCCCACCACUGAUUUAUAGGGUCAGACCACCAUAGAGCACCAUGUGAAAUUAAAGAACAACACACUAAUGAUGAUGAACAGCAAAGGCCUUCAUAUGGAAUGUUUUGUUGGUGACAAAAGCUUAAAAUAGUACUACAUUUGGGAAAUACACUUUCUGGUGGAGUGUUAGAUGAGAAGAUUGAUACCUCUCGCGUAUCUGUCUGUUCCUGCAGCCAGUUAGCUUAGCUUUGCAUAAAGACUGGAAGCAGGGGGAAAACAGCUAGCACAGCUCUGUUCCAAAGUAGCAAAAUAGCAAAAGCUCAUUAAUUAACACGUUAUAUUUAAUUCUUAUGAAUUAAAUAUAACUAUCUACUCCCGGGCAAAAAAUUGUCCAGCACAUAACAAACUAAAACUUCUCAUUUUUACACUUCUACUUAGUGCAGGUUUUUGUACAGAUUUAUCAAAUAAAAUGUGUUAUGAGUUAAUUAUUAAUUAAUUAAUUAAUUAUUUUAAGAGGUGCUGGUAAACAGAUCCUCCCCCUCGCUUUGGACAGCUGUUUCCCCCCCUGUUGCCAGUCUUUGUGCUAAGUUAAGCUAGCCAGCCACUGUAGCUUCAUAUUUAACAAACAGAUAUGAGAGUGGUAUCAAUCUUCUCAUCUAACUCUUGGCAAGAAGAUGAACCCAAAAUGUCAAACUAUUCCCUUAAAGACACAUUGUUUGGUGUGUCCUGUCUUCUGUUUAAUGUAAUUGUGUGAAUUUGCCAAUGUACCUCUCAUAACGGUGAAUGUAAAUUGAUUUGUACAUAAUGAAGAAACAAAGUAUACAGAGUUUUCAAAUCCAGUCACAGGUGUUGCUAGAUAUGAUCUUUUAGUGUUUUGGUAACCUGACAUGGUUGUUUCGUAUCAGUUAGAUAAUAUUAAGAAGUGAUAUUGAAUCAAUACAGAUUCUAAUGUGCACUUACAGUAGGUAUUCAGUAUUAAAGUAUGUGUAUUAUUGAUUUGUUUAUUUGCAAACUGGAUAUUGUGUUGUGUAUAUUUAAGAUUUGAGAGUUAAUUUUUUUGGGUUGUUGUUUGUACAAUGCAUACCAUUGUGGAGCUACAAAAUGCACUAUAUGUUUUUAGUAGUUUAUGUUCACAUUUGUGUACACAUAAGGCCACUUCUUAGUUUUCAGAUAAUUGUUUUUUGUAUAUUAUUAUAAUAAAUUGUGUUGUAUAGUGUAUGUACAGAGUGUUGUCUUGGCAGGAAAUUUGCCCUAAAAUUUUGACAUUGUUCCACUCAAACUAAAAUAAAUUAUUUAGAAAUAUA
This is a messenger RNA of Siniperca chuatsi (mandarin fish), 5150 nucleotides long. RefSeq names its product vasoactive intestinal peptide receptor 1b (gene vipr1b). Gene Ontology annotation, cellular component: plasma membrane. Lineage: Eukaryota; Metazoa; Chordata; Actinopteri; Centrarchiformes; Sinipercidae. Bases 558 to 2072 code for a protein of 504 amino acids. The transcript is spliced from 15 exons. Gene Ontology annotation, biological process: adenylate cyclase-modulating G protein-coupled receptor signaling pathway; cell surface receptor signaling pathway. The record is from RefSeq and is a predicted model, not a curated record. Gene Ontology annotation, molecular function: peptide hormone binding; G protein-coupled peptide receptor activity; vasoactive intestinal polypeptide receptor activity.